AUGUCCUCCCGCAGCCCCCGGCCCCCGCCUCGCCGCUGCCGCCGCCGCCUGCCGCGCCCCUCCUGCUGUUGCUGCUGCUGCCGCCGCUCACACCUCAACGAGGACACGGGCCGCUUCGUGCUGCUGGCGGCGCUCAUCGGCCUCUACCUGGUGGCGGGCGCCACCGUCUUCUCAGCACUCGAGAGCCCGGGCGAGGCGGAGGCACGGGCGCGCUGGGGCGCCACGCUGCGCAACUUCAGCGCGGCGCACGGCGUGGCCGAGCCGGAGCUGCGCGCCUUCCUCCGGCACUACGAGGCCGCGCUGGCAGCCGGCGUCCGAGCCGAUGCGCUGCGCCCGCGCUGGGACUUCCCCGGCGCCUUCUACUUCGUGGGCACAGUGGUGUCGACCAUAGGUUUCGGCAUGACCACCCCCGCCACGGUGGGCGGGAAGGCCUUCCUCAUCGCCUACGGGCUGUUCGGCUGCGCCGGGACCAUCCUGUUCUUCAACCUCUUCCUGGAGCGCAUCAUCUCCCUGCUGGCCUUCAUCAUGCGCGCCUGCCGGGAGCGCCAGCUGCGCCGAAGCGGCUUGCUGCCCGCCACCUUCCGCCGCGGCUCCGCGCUCUCGGAGGCCGACUGCCUGGCAGGCUGGAAGCCCUCGGUGUACCACGUGCUGCUGAUCCUGGGCCUGUUCGCCGUGCUGCUGUCCUGCUGCGCCUCGGCCAUGUACACCAGCGUGGAGGGCUGGGACUACGUGGACUCGCUCUACUUCUGCUUCGUCACCUUCAGCACUAUCGGCUUCGGGGACCUGGUGAGCAGCCAGCACGCCGCCUACCGGAACCAGGGGCUCUACCGCCUGGGCAACUUCCUCUUCAUCCUGCUCGGCGUGUGCUGCAUCUACUCGCUCUUCAACGUCAUCUCCAUCCUCAUCAAGCAGGUGCUCAACUGGAUGCUGCGCAAGCUGAGCUGCCGCUGCUGCGCGCGCUGCUGCCCGGCGCCCGGCGCGCCCCUGGCCCGGCGCAACGCCAUCACCCCGGGCUCCCGGCUGCGCCGCCGCCUGGCCGCACUCGGCGCCGACCCCGCGGCCCGCGACAGCGACGCCGAGGGCCGCCGCCUGUCGGGAGAGCUCAUCUCCAUGCGCGACCUCACGGCCUCCAACAAGGUGUCGCUGGCGCUGCUGCAGAAGCAGCUGUCGGAGACGGCCAACGGCUAUCCGCGCAGCGUGUGCGUCAACACGCGCCAGAACGGCUUCUCAGGCGGCGUGGGCGCGCUGGGCAUCAUGAACAACCGCCUGGCCGAGACCAGCGCCUCCAGGUAGACGCACAACCUGCCGCGCCACGGACCCCCAAGCAGGUUGGCGUGC
Molecule: messenger RNA, 1338 nt
Organism: Budorcas taxicolor (takin)
Lineage: Eukaryota; Metazoa; Chordata; Mammalia; Artiodactyla; Bovidae
Gene: KCNK12
Product: potassium two pore domain channel subfamily K member 12
Exons: 2
Coding region: 1-1293 (430 amino acids)
Biological process (GO): potassium ion transmembrane transport; stabilization of membrane potential
Cellular component (GO): membrane
Molecular function (GO): potassium ion leak channel activity
Source: RefSeq, a predicted model, not a curated record